ACGUGAAUGUGCGGCGAUGUUCGAGUGCUAAGCAUUUUGGUAUCAUUAAAGGAAGAGAAACUGUAAUUUUAUAAGUAAACAAUAUUGGGUAUGGACACUUGUUUUGAAAAGUAAAUUAAGCCCGAUGAAGGCUUUGAGGAAGUUAAUGGGAUCUUAUUCGUUGCUGUAACUAGUAGUUUCGUUUAGGAUUUGUUUUUAAGGAUGGAGGUCUGGGUCGUCUGGGUUUAAUAUUUGCCGAUCACCGGUUUAGGAAAAUAUUUGUAACUUCUGAGUUCUUGAUCAGUGACUUGCGUUUACAGCUAUAUGUGAUUUGGAUUGAUCAUCAAUAAUAUGUAUUGUCAACGUUAUUGAGCCGAAAAGUGUUGCCAGUUUGGAAGCAGGUUUCAAGUCUCCCAUUUAUUGGUGCAUGUGAGGGUCAUGGGUCAAACUUUGUCUGAACCUGUCACGGCCAAAGAGUCAGCAUGUUGUCAGAAUUCGCAUUUGAAAGUCGGCUCAAGUUGCAUGCAGGGUUGGAGGAUCAACAUGGAGGAUUCCCACACUCACAUUCUGUCACUGCCAGAUGAUCCGGGAACUGCUUUCUUCGGUGUUUAUGACGGUCACGGAGGUGCUAAAGUUGCUCAGUAUGCCGGGAAACAUCUUCACAAAUAUAUCAUUAAGAGAUCGGAGUAUAAGGAAGGAAGAAUCGAAGAUGCCCUGCGUCAGGGUUUCCUUGAUGUAGACAACGCUAUGUUACAAGAUGAGUCUCUGAAAGAUGAGUUGGCAGGCACUACUGCAGUUGCUGUCAUUCUAAAGGAUAACAGACUUUAUUGCGCUAAUGUUGGCGAUUCUCGUGCCAUUGCAAGUGUUAAUGGUAAGGUGGACGUGCUCUCGUUGGAUCAUAAACCUUGUAAUAACACAGAGUUCAAAAGAAUCCAAGCAGCAGGAGGUUGGGUUGAGUUAAAUCGCGUGAAUGGCAACCUAGCACUUUCACGUGCUCUAGGAGACUUUGUGUUUAAGAGAAAUGAAGAAAAGACAGCAGAAGAACAGAUCGUUACAGCAUAUCCAGAUGUUGAAACUCGUGAAGUAACUCCUGACUGGGAAUUCGUGAUCAUUGCCUGCGAUGGUAUCUGGGACGUCUUGACUAAUGAGGAGGUAGUUGAGUUUGUUCGUCUACGUAUAGGGAGUGGAAUGCACCCAGAAAACAUCUGUGAGGAUUUAAUGACUCGCUGCCUUGCACCAGAUUGUCAAAUGGGAGGUCUUGGCUGUGAUAAUAUGACUGUGGUCUUGGUUUGUUUCCUGCAUGGGCAAUCCUAUGAGGAGCUGUCAGCCCGCUGUGCCUCAACAGAUCCCCCAGAUGUAAAAGAUUCCAAAUAACCGUGUUGAGUCCAUUUAUCACACGAGUCCACAUAGUUUGAAGUUGUCACUGUAGCUUGGACUUCAUACCAUUCUGUACCAAAGCACUGUAUUAUUCUACAUAAUGUUGCUGCUGAUAAACCACAAUAUUUUGUUCCUUUGUUGUUUAGAUAGCUAUUUGGUGCUCACCAAGUAAUGAAAUGAGUAACAGAAUCGUGGUUUUCCUUGACCACAUUAUCGUCUCAUUUAAAUGAUCACCAUUUCUUUCUACAUAUCAAAUGUAAUCAUUUACAAGUGUUCAUUUCACACAUAGCAAUUAAUUAGAGUUAAUUAGAAUGACUUAUUAAUUGAUUAGAUUGGAUGAAAGACCAAUUAAGAACAAUAUGGUUUAGCGGCUGUAACCACUAUUUUAGUCAACAGUACCAUCUUCUGGAAUGUAAUGCUGUGUAGUCUGACGUUUUGGGGGCACAUGUUGCUUCCCUCUUUAGGGUUGAAGAAGAGUAAACCAAGCAAUAUACAAGCUUGUUGCCCAUUUCAUCCUGGUUUCUUUCAUAGCUUACUCUUCAACCCUGAAGAUGGAGGCUGCAGAUUUCAACCAAUUGUCAGUUGAUUUUUGAAGGACUACGCAGUUAUAUAUCCCAGAAGACAGAACUCUUCAUAACCACCUCUGAGAGAACCUCAGGCCCUACAUGAUUUUUUCUCUAUUGCAACAUGUUUUUAUCAAAAUUUGAAGCUCAUAAGAUUAACAUAGCACAUGUUUGAUAUGAUCAGUUAAAGCAUUUAAAGGUACUGAAAUCAUCUCAGGUGAUCAGCCAGAUUUAAUGUAGUAAGUAAGUAAAGUAAAGGUAUCCCUGUAA
Molecule: messenger RNA, 2189 nt
Organism: Cryptotermes secundus
Lineage: Eukaryota; Metazoa; Arthropoda; Insecta; Blattodea; Kalotermitidae
Product: probable protein phosphatase 2C T23F11.1
Exons: 7
Coding region: 418-1353 (311 amino acids)
Biological process (GO): protein dephosphorylation
Molecular function (GO): cation binding; protein serine/threonine phosphatase activity
Source: RefSeq, a predicted model, not a curated record